AAGGAAGGGAAAUGAAUAGAUGUUGGGAAAAACAAAUGGGUAAAAAAAUUUUCGACUAAAAUUAGGUCAAAUAGGUCAUUAUUUCAGAGACGGAGGGAGUAGUAUCAAGUAGAUUAAUUUGACUUUAAUGUUUUUUUUUUUUUUUUUAAAACACAUUGAUUUGACCUCAAUAUAAAAGCACUUUCUUCCUUAAAAAAAAAAAAAAAAAAAAAAAAAAAAAAAAAAAAAAAAAACCACUUUCUUACUCGUAAAAAAAAAAAAAAAACCUCUCAUACGGUAAAACUAGUACUGUAAACAAAUUCACCGUCUCCCAUGCUAUUUCAUUACUGGCUAAUCGCUUGGCACAAUCAAUAAUUAGUUAAUCACUUUUUUUAAAAAAAAUUUUUUUACUCUUCAUCUUUUUCACCGUUACACUUUCGAUACUUGUACAAAGACUACCCUAAACAUAAAUACCAUACUUAUAGGAGUAUUUUUAUAACCUGAAGUUUAAAUUUCCAAUACAUGUAAUAAAUUACAAUUAAAUUAUUACUGUAUAAGGUAUUUCACAACCACUAUAAAUAACAGCCCUUCACACUUCUUCUCCCUCACCAAAUCACCCUUCCAUCUUCUUCUUCAUCAUCCUUUAACCUAACAACUUUUUCUUCUGCUAAAAAAAAAAAAAACCCAAAAAAAAUGUCAGUAGAAGCUUUAGCAACGAAUUUCUCAUUGCUACCAACAGCAUCAUCCCUUCUUUCAGCACCCAUUUUCCUUUCAUUUGCAGCAUUUCUGUCCCUUUUCACCAUAUUCCUGUACCCAGGUGGCUUAGCAUGGUCUCUUUCCGCUGUCAAAAACAACCGAAGCGGCAACGGUAAGUCCGCUUCGGCUAUCCCUGGACCAACCGGGUUACCCCUUGUUGGUCUCGGCCAUGUUUUCGCUUCCGAAAAAACUCACCGAAUUUUAUCCAGUGUUGCUACAAGCCUUAAGGCUACGCCCUUGAUGGCUUUCUCAGUCGGGUUGACUCGCUUUGUGAUAGCAAGUGAGCCAGAGACUGCUAAAGAGAUUUUGAACAGUUCUGAGUUCGCUGAUCGUCCUAUUAAGGAGUCGGCUUAUGAGCUUCUCUUUAACAGGGCUAUGGGCUUCGCUCCCUUCGGCGAUUACUGGAGGAAUCUCCGUAGGAUAUCCGCAACAUACUUGUUCAGCCCUCGAAGAAUCUCCAACUUCGGAGGAUUCCGUCAGGAAAUCGGUAACAAGAUGGUCAGCCAGAUUAACACUUUGAUGGGUGAAGAGGGUAAUGUUGAGAUCAAAAAUGUAUUGCAUUUCGGAUCGUUGAACAAUGUUAUGAUGAGUGUGUUCGGAAAGAGUUACGAUUUCUUUGGUAAGAGAACCGAGGAAGCUGAUAACCUUGAGGAGUUGGUGAAGGAGGGUUAUGAAUUGCUGGGUAUUUUCAACUGGGGUGACCAUUUUACCCCUCUAAGGUGGUUGGAUUUACAAGGAGUAAGGAGAAGGUGUAAGAAUUUAGUUGGUAAGGUGAACAAGUAUGUUGGUAAUGUGAUUGAAGAGCACAGAGCAUUGAGGAGUGAGAAGGUUGAUGAUGAUUCAAAGGAUUUCGUUGAUGUUCUUCUUGAUUUGGAAGAUGGAGAGAACAAGCUUUCUGACUCUGACAUGAUUGCUCUUCUUUGGGAAAUGAUCUUUAGAGGAACAGAUACAGUUGCAAUCCUAUUAGAGUGGACUCUAGCAAGGAUGGUGGUGCACCCUGACAUUCAAGCCAAGGCUCAAGCCGAAAUCGACAGCGUAGUCGGAGCCAACAGGCAAGUCGCCGACUCAGACCUCCCCAACCUACCAUACCUCCAAGCCAUCCUCAAGGAGACAUUGAGAGUCCACCCACCAGGCCCACUUCUAUCAUGGGCUCGUCUUUCCAUCCACGACACCCACGUGGGUCCACACUUUGUCCCAGCCGGAACCACCGCUAUGGUCAACAUGUACGCCAUCACCCACGACGAGAAGAUCUGGUCGGACCCCAACGAGUUCAAACCCGAGAGGUUCAUGGAGGAGGAUGUUCCAAUCAUGGGUUCAGACCUGAGGUUGGCACCUUUCGGAGCAGGACGUCGUGUCUGCCCCGGAAAGGCAAUGGGUAUGGCUACUGCUCAGCUGUGGUUGGCUCAGAUGCUUCAGAACUUCAAGUGGGUUCCAACCGAGGACGGUGUGGACUUGACCGAGUGUCUCAAGCUUUCAAUGGAGAUGAAGUCGUCUUUGGUAUGCAAGGCUGUUCCUAGGAUCUCUGCUUAAAUCAACUAGUCUUAUGUGUGUGUGCUAUUAUAGCCACUAGUAGUACUUUUAAAUAAGGACUAACAUAAGUGAUCUUUCUCCAUAAUUUUGCACAUUUCGGAAAUAGAGAAAUUGUCACAUAGAUUAAAGCUUUCGAACUUAGUAGUUUGUUAGCUUUAGAUGGUUGGUAAAUUAAUAAAAUGUGUAGUUUGUUCGAAAACCAAAAAUUAAUGUUAAU
This is a messenger RNA of Chenopodium quinoa (quinoa), 2482 nucleotides long. RefSeq names its product cytochrome P450 78A5-like. Gene Ontology annotation, molecular function: monooxygenase activity; iron ion binding; heme binding. NCBI's taxonomy places the organism in Eukaryota, Viridiplantae, Streptophyta, Magnoliopsida, Caryophyllales, Amaranthaceae. The transcript has 3 exons. The record is from RefSeq and is a predicted model, not a curated record. Bases 673 to 2265 code for a protein of 530 amino acids.